Messenger RNA from Myxocyprinus asiaticus (Chinese sucker), 1570 nucleotides. RefSeq names its product histone chaperone asf1b-A. Bases 316 to 909 code for a protein of 197 amino acids. The transcript is spliced from 4 exons. The record is from RefSeq and is a predicted model, not a curated record. NCBI's taxonomy places the organism in Eukaryota, Metazoa, Chordata, Actinopteri, Cypriniformes, Catostomidae. Gene Ontology annotation, molecular function: histone binding. Gene Ontology annotation, biological process: DNA replication-dependent chromatin assembly. Gene Ontology annotation, cellular component: nucleus.
GAAAAGUCUGGCGGGAGACAAACGUCGCAGGUUGUGUUGUCUGCAGUCUGUUAGUGUUGGAGACAGAGGCUCGGGAAAAACUUUUAUUUAACAUUUACUCCAGAUAUUUAUUUGUUCCUUUUUUCUUUUUCAUUUGGGAGUUGAGAAAACCUAGUUCCUCAGAAUUGAACUUUGACAAUAAAAUAGCUCGCAAGCCAAACAGAUACGUCCAGUGUGUUUUUUAAACGUCCGUUAGGUGUUUCGAUCUCAGCGCGGUUUAUCUAUAUUCCGUUGUUUUAGGAAGCAAAUUUGUGACCUUUCACGUGUUAAAACACUAUGGCAAAAGUGCAAGUGCUAAAUGUAGCUGUCCUGGACAACCCAAGUCCAUUUAUAAACCCAUUUCAGUUCGAGAUAACGUUUGAGUGCAUGGAGGACCUUCCAGAGGAUCUCGAAUGGAAGAUUAUUUACGUGGGCUCAGCAGAAAGUGAGGAGUACGAUCAGACUCUUGACUCUGUCCUUGUUGGCCCAGUUCCUGCAGGGCGACACAUGUUUGUGUUUCAAGCGGAUGCUCCAAACGCUGCCCUAAUACCUGAGAGUGAUGCCGUGGGUGUUACUGUUGUUUUAAUCACAUGUACAUACAGAGGACAGGAGUUCAUUCGCAUCGGCUACUAUGUUAACAAUGAGUACACAGACACUGAGCUUCGUGAGAACCCACCCCUUAAACCUGACUAUGGACAGCUCCAGAGGAACAUCCUGGCUUCAAACCCGCGUGUAACUAGAUUUCACAUCAACUGGGAGGGAUGUGCCGAGAAAAUGGAGGAUUCGGAGAACGUAGACCCCGCACCGAACGCCAUGCUGCCCCCAUCCUGCACCCCAGGCAAAGCACCUCCACUGGGACUGGUGCCAGACAACUCCAUGGACUGUUUGUAGUGACGCAGGCUCCUGUGAAUAAUCCAAACAUCUCAAGGCUCAUCCAUGAGCUCCGUUAAAUCUGGACACUGUGGAGGAUAGUCGGGAUUAUACAAACAUCAGUAACUGGGGAGAAAGAAAAAAAAGUUUAUCUAAUUUUGUCAGAGGUGUCACAACUAUUUGAAACAACUGUGCCAAAUCACUUGGGUCUUCUCCCUGAUAUGCAAUAAAAUUCUUUUUUUUUUUUCUUUUUUUUUCUUUUUUGUAAUGUAAAUGGAGAGUUUGUGAGUUAUGAGUCCAAGACAUGAUAUAAGUACUAGGAUGUGCUGCUGCUAAUGCGGUAUCUCUCGUGACACAUCAACCUUUUGAUACAAAAUGCAUCCGUUCUCAAAGCGAAGAGUGUGGAAGAUUAGAUAAGAUGUCAAAUGCAUAAUGCAAAAACAUAAACUACACUUGGACGCAGCUUCUGUGGCCAAUAAUGUUUGUAGGUGGGACUGUAUUAUAUUGUAUAUAUAUAUAUAUAUAUAUAUCUCUCUGUCUCUUUAAAUGCCGUUUCUUAUUGAAAUAUGUUUUGUUACGUGAUUAAAUUGUUAUUGAAAUUGUACUAUGAUUUGUGGGGUACAUACUGCUGUGUCUUUUACAGUCUUCUCAUUAAUAAAACGUGUAUUGCAUUAUGUAGGAG